CUUUGACCCAUAAAACAUAGUAUACAAACAUUCUAAUUAUCACCACCUCUGACAAACAAGCUCCAAUUUACUCUCUCAUCAACAUCAACUUACCACUCUAUUAACACUUGAGACUACUUUGUUUUCACUUCAUACAAUGGGCUGCCACGGUCGUUACACUGCAGAGAAGGUGACCUAUCCAUCUCACGGGGAGACCAUCACCGGCAUCCUGUAUCUGCCCAAAGACGUGGCCAACCCGCCUGGUGUCGUCGUUCUCGGCCCAUACUCGUUUGUCAAGGAACAAGCCCCGCUGCAGUAUGCCACGCGACUUGCCGACGAAGGCUAUGCCACUCUGAUCUUUGACCCACGCACUGUCGGGGAGAGUACCGGUCAGCCACGGCGUCUAGAAAAUCCCAAGAUGAAGAACGAAGACGUCGUCUCCGGUCUUGACUACCUUGCCGGCAGAGGUGACGUGGAUGCCGAGAGAUUGUUCCUCGUCGGUGUCUGCCAAGGUGGUCCUGAGUGCCUAGACGUUGCAUCAUAUGAUGAUCGGGUCGUCGCUGUCGCUUCCGUGACGGGGUACUAUCGCGAUCAUGAGACAGAUGUCUGGAUGAUCUGCACUGGCUGCGUGAACAUCGAGCCCGGGGUCGACGUUGGGUCAUUGAAAAUGCCUACACCCGAGCAAGGGGAAGCACUGUAUCAGGCACGCAUUGGGCGAGCUAGAAAGGCUAAAGAGCUGUACGAGAAAACAGGCCAAGUCACCUACCAACCUCUUGUCGACCCGAAAGCCGCAGACCCAGAUGUCGGUUCACUCGCUGGCCUUCCGGGACCCGUCGCGUGGGCUUGGUACGGCCCGUGGACUUUGAAGGGGUUUGAGAACCGAUACGCCGUCAUGAGUGAUUUGGAUCACUUUGGAUAUUCGACUGUACCUGGGGUGGCCAAGCUCACCAAACCGGCUCUGGUUAUUCAUGGAGACAAUUGCAUGAACGCGCCCGCAGCCAAGAGGCAUUUUGAGUCGAUCCCGACCAAGAACAAGAAAUUGAUUUGGGAUAAUGGUGUGUCGCAUUUCCAGCAUUACGAUCAGCCGGAUGUUGUAGAUAGUAACGUUGCAAACAUGUUCAAUCCCUCCACAACGCUGGUGUAUCAUCUCGAUCGGAACUAUAUACACAAGAUUAAGAAGGCUCACUUGAACUUUAUAGCUGGCCGGGGUAUAAGGCCCCCAAAGCAUGCCUCGAUGAAGGCUCGAGACAAUUAUCGCAAGCACUACGCCAUGAUCAGGCAAGUCACUGGUGUCUUGGCAGAGGACCAUGCUUACAAGGCUGUACAGGGCUGCUGCCUAGAAUGCCAAGGCACAAUCAGGUCAUAA
This is a messenger RNA of Fusarium oxysporum Fo47, 1345 nucleotides long. RefSeq names its product Alpha/Beta hydrolase protein. The transcript has 2 exons. NCBI's taxonomy places the organism in Eukaryota, Fungi, Ascomycota, Sordariomycetes, Hypocreales, Nectriaceae. The record is from RefSeq and is a predicted model, not a curated record. Bases 137 to 1345 code for a protein of 402 amino acids.